AUGGGUCGUUCGAAGCAGUUGUUAAAUAAUUCAACUAUUAAAUCUCCAAAGCCUAGUGCUACUCCGGAAUCAAAAAACAAGCAUCUUGUCAACGGCAAAGGCACUCCAUUGAGAGGUGGAUCAAAGCGUCCAGUCCCUGUCGGCAGCGACGAUAGUGAUGUAGAGGUUGAGACAGGUGCGUUUGGCGGUGAUGCUGGUGAACUAAGGAUGUCACAUAAGAAACUGAAGCUGGCGACUGAAAAGGGGAUGGAACUGCAGAAAAAAGAUCUUGUCAGUGAAGAUGAAGAGGAUGAUGACGAAGAAAAUGAUAGUGCGGAAGAAGAGGAGGAGGAGGACGAAGAGAAUGAAGAUGAUGACGAUGACGAAAGCGAAGAGGAAGAUGACGACGAUGAUAGUGAGGAGGAAGACGAUGACGAUGACUGUGAGGAGGAAGACGACGACGAUAACGAGGAAGAAUCUAGUGAAGGAGAGGAAGAAAUUAAUAAAGACAAUUCAAAACUGAAUGCUGAGAAAGGUAAAGCCAUCAACAACCUGGUUGGGUCAAAGGCUGUCCAAAAACAUGGUUCGAUGUUGAACAAUGAGAAAUCGACGGAAAAUAAGGUAUCAAGCAUACCGAGUAAAGUGACUGAGGGGUCUGAGCCAAAAAGCAGUACAUCUGGCAAGGUCCUCAUACUACAUGGACCUGAUAACUUGAAUAGUUUGAAAGAAUUCCUUUCCAAAAUUAGCCCAGUGACCAACAUAAGCAGGAUGGAACCAGCACCCAUAAUGGCUACCAUCGCUAAUAUAAGCAUUUUCAAAAGUCGAUUAAAGUCAGGAAAGUUGAUGUUUCACGGGAAGGAGCUCGAAGUAAUACCUGUAGAGAGAGUCGAGGACGCUAAUAAAGGAAUGCAACCCACGAAAACUUUGUUCGUAGGUGGAAUUCCAAAAUCCAUGACAAUUGAACAACUAAAAAGUCAACUCCCCAACAACUGUCAACCUGUUUCCCUAAAUUUGCUGAAUAAAAACCCUAAAAUCAAUAGUGCAUUUAUGUCCUUCUCCUCUAUUGAUGUGGCUAAGCAAGCUCACCAAAUUUUCAGUUCUUUAACUGUGGAAGGUCAACUGUUCAAAGCUAACUUCGCUAAAGACCAACAGCCUCGAGCUGGUCCUGAUGGUUCCGUAAGAGUCGCAGUUUCAAAUUGGGAUGGUCAUCCGAACCAGUUGCGUAAGCUAUUCCCGACAUGUUUAGACGUUCAGUGGAUUCAGAAAAAACGAAAGGCAUUUCUUAAAUUUCCUUCCUUGGAAGUCCGAAAGGCUGCUGUCUCACAGCCAAAGUUCCAUGCCGGUAAACAGCUGAAACUGGCAUUAACAGGAGGACCAGAGCUCAAGACUGCAAUCGUUUGGGGUUUUCCAGCUGAUACGAAAGAAUCAGACAUCAAAGGAUUAUUUGGUGGCGUCGUUUCAGUGUCACGGGAUACAACUACAGGGAACCAGAGCGCAUCCAUGACUGUCGAGUUUGAAACCGCUGCAGAUUGUAACAAUGCAAUUUCCUCAAACGCAACUCUGAAAGGUCGCCGCGUGACAAUAUUUUUAAAAGAUGUCUAUGUUGAUGAUUGUGCUAACAAUCAACAGAAGCAUUCUGGACCAUCUGAGAAGAAAGCUAAACCUGUAGAAGUAGGUGUUUCGAAGGUCAAGGCUGCUCACAAAGUUUCAAAGGCAGAGGAAGUCAAUGACGCAGAUGACAUUGAGGAUGAGAAUGACGACGAAGAGGACGAAGGUACAAGUGAAGAUGGCGACGACAGUGACGAAGACGAUGAAAGUGAAGAUGAAAGCGAGGAAGAAGAGGACGGAAGUGAAGACGAAAGUGACGAGGACGUUGAUAUGGUCUCACCUAAAGGCAAGGAGAAGAAGCAGUUUCCUGGCUUACACGACAAAAAAACUGGUGGAUUUCCGAAAGCAGACAACCGUUCAGGAGAUCAAAGCAACUUCAAAGCGCAGCACAAAUUUGGUGGUGAUUUCAAGCGCAACUCGUUUCGUGGUCGUGGUGGUCGAUCUCGAGGUCGUGGUGGUAACCGUGGGGGCUGGUCAAAACGCGGUGGUUCUGAUUAA
Schistosoma bovis is the source of this 2085-nucleotide messenger RNA. NCBI's taxonomy places the organism in Eukaryota, Metazoa, Platyhelminthes, Trematoda, Strigeidida, Schistosomatidae. The record is from the annotation of a GenBank genome assembly.